GUAGGUGGCGAUAGUACGAGCAACAUAACCCUUUAAAUGCGUCACUUCCGUCACAUGUAACGUAAAGAAUCUAUGGUGAACAGGGUUUGAAACUUUCAGAAAUUGAAAGUCGUUUAAAUCCUCUCGUAGUUUGAAGAUGAACACCGCUCUGAAGCAGUGGAAGGAGGCGUCCACCCUAAUCCUCACCGCAGGACGCAGGCUCGGUGCGGACAGUUUGUCGCCAAGAACACCGCUGGACGGCAACGGCGCAGCGACACGGCUGCCGCACAGCUCCGAGUUUGAUUACGACGUCCUGUUGCUGAAACGAAGCGCUAAAAGCACAUUUAUGCCCAACGCGUAUGUGUUUCCCGGCGGCAUGGUGGACUCUUCGGACUUUUCAAGUGAUUGGUUAGACGUCUUUAAAUCUUUUCUUAAUUCCCCUGGUUUUGGUUUAAGGAGCGUUAAGCAGCCCGUGGAGAACAGACCCCCGAUCUUUGCGACAAACCGAUUGAAACUCGGCUCUCCCAUCCCGGGGGAAGUCGCCCUGAGAAUUUGUGCCGUCAGAGAGACUUUUGAGGAAUCAGGAGUGUUGCUGGUUGUGCCUAAAAAGGAAGAGAAACGCAUUUUAAAAAGCUUUCAGGACACACGUUUUAGUCAACAUCACACAGAACAUAAACUGGGUUGUGAUGAACUCUCAAAGUGGAGGGCGUUGGUGAACAAGAACCCUUCCAACUUCAUGAGGAUGUGCCAGGAGUUGGAGGUUUUGCCCAAUAUCUGGGCUUUACAUGAGUGGGCGAACUGGCUGACCCCCACCGCCAAAUAUGGGAGGACGAGGUUUGACACAGCUUUCUUCAUGUGCUGUUUGCAGGAGGUGCCCAGCACGCUGCAAGAUGAGAAGGAAAUUGAGCGCUUUCAGGUAAUUUUUGAAAUAUAA
Molecule: messenger RNA, 913 nt
Organism: Poecilia latipinna (sailfin molly)
Lineage: Eukaryota; Metazoa; Chordata; Actinopteri; Cyprinodontiformes; Poeciliidae
Product: nucleoside diphosphate-linked moiety X motif 19, mitochondrial-like
Exons: 1
Coding region: 137-913 (258 amino acids)
Cellular component (GO): mitochondrion
Molecular function (GO): hydrolase activity, acting on acid anhydrides, in phosphorus-containing anhydrides
Source: RefSeq, a predicted model, not a curated record